This is a messenger RNA of Linum trigynum, 625 nucleotides long. Lineage: Eukaryota; Viridiplantae; Streptophyta; Magnoliopsida; Malpighiales; Linaceae. The record is from the annotation of a GenBank genome assembly.
CAAGCUACUAACUAAAAAAAAAUGGCACGAUUCUUCGUCGAACAAGGAGUCGAGAGUUCGAGGGGAGAUCAGGUCGCAGUGAUUGUUGGCGUCCUGAUCACCGUACUCGGCAUUCUCUACGGAGCCUACAGGUGUUUCGUCUGGGUGAGGAGCACCUGCUUCUCAGGCGCUCCCACCCAGCAACUCCCUCCAGCUGCUCCGGAGUUGGAGAUGGAGCCGGUUUCUGCCGUUGUGCAGCCUGUCUCUCCUGACACGCUCGCGGCACUCCCCGUGAGGGAGUUUUCCCCUGACUGCGGCGAGCAGAUCACCGACUGCGGGAUAUGUCUCGAGCAGUACACUGUUGGGGACCGCUUCUGGGAGCUGCCCUGUUGCAGCCACCACUUCCACGUCGCCUGUGUGGGAAUGUGGUUUCAGGGGCAGCAGACGUGCCCUUUCUGUCAUCGGACUGUUCGAGCCGACGAACACGGUAUCGGCGGGAAUAAAUUAAGUGGAAUCAAUGUUAUGAAAGUUUGGAUUUUCUUGAUGCCAAUGUCUGAAACGAGAUAAUGUGGAAUGUAUCAUAGACAUGGUCAAUUUUGGGGUGGCUGGUCAAGGCCGUUUCUUGUUGCUCUUGGGAUAUGUCCUU